GUUAACCCGGAAGUCACGCCGCCGCGCUGCCCCCUGACCCCGCCUUUCCAUCAUGGCGGCGCGCACGAACGUGAUUCAGGAGCACGUGGCGAGCGCGCAGUGAACGACUUCUCGAGGUCUUUGUCAAGUCUGGUCAGGGCCACGCGAAACGACAGCCACUCGGUCAUGGAGAUAGAAGAGGCGACAGCGGCGGUGGCGGCGGCGGCAGAGGUAGCGGACGGUGACUUUCAGCCGAGGAAAGGAAGCCGCGCGUCACGCCGCCGCAAGCGAAAGCUCGAGGUUGGGGACGAGGAGGGCAUGGAGGAGGCAGAAACAACAACGACGACAACGACGACGAUGGAGAUCACCUCGGGAGCCCAGAGUGCGCCCGGGGUCGAGAGCUCUGAGCCGGCGGUCAAGAGGCCCAACUUUCCGCCCAUCUCCGGGGAUAAACUGAUGGCCGGCAGCCCCGAGCUACGCAAGGUGCCCGUACCGGCGAACCGCUUCACCCCGCUCAAGGAGAACUGGAUGAAGAUCUUCACGCCCGUGGUGGAGCACCUGCAGUUGCAGAUCCGCUUCAACCUCAAGACGCGCAACGUGGAGCUGAAGACGUGCAAGGAGACGCAGGAUAUCGGCGCGCUGCAGAAGGCGGCGGACUUCGUGCGAGCCUUCGUGCUCGGCUUCCAGGUGGAGGACGCGCUCGCUCUCAUGCGAUUGGACGACCUCUUCCUGGAGUCGUUCGACAUCACGGACGUGAAGCCACUGAAGGGAGACCACCUCUCCCGUGCCGUGGGGCGCAUUGCAGGCAAGGGAGGCAAGACCAAGUUCACCAUCGAGAACGUGACGCGCUCCCGCAUCGUGCUGGCCGACACGAAGGUGCACAUCCUCGGCUCCUUCCAGAACAUCAAGAUCGCGAGGACGGCGAUAUGCAACCUCAUCUUAGGGAGCCCCCCCUCGAAGGUUUACGGGAAUCUGCGUGCCGUGGCCACCAGAUCCGCCGAGAGAUUCUGAAGCUGGCGUCUCGUCCGCUGCCUUCAUCGCGGAUUGGCGGAUGGGGGGGGGAGCGCCAGGAACGAUCCCCCGGGAUACCGCUCCGGAGAUGGAAUCCAACCUUGGACUCUGUUUUAUUUUAUUAUUUGUAUUCUUCGGUGAGGAAGCGAUUGUGUCUCUCAAACGACUCCUGCGACGCACCGCAACGCGAUGCGGCUGGGGCCGUGCACCGCACUUUCAACGCCUACGGCCAGAUCGCCCGCCACGUGCCCGAUCUCAUCGCGUCUCGCGAAGCUAAGCAGAUUUGAGCCUGGAUAGCGCUCUGAUGGGUGACCGCUGUGCACGCUACAAGGUGAAUAUAGGCCACGGUGGGGCUAUGUUGUGGACAGUAGGGGGCAUUGCAUAUAAACCAAUUGUUGUGCUGUACUUCUAUGUUGCCACGUCUAUGCUCCCCUCUGCCAACACGCAGUGACCAACGCGUGGGGAAGUGUGGUCAAAUAGCCCCCACAACUUGCACUGUGGGGAGGCCCUCAUCCAGCAGUGGACAACGGGUUGCAACGUGUGCUCACUAAAACGGGCGCCAUGGCGAUGAGGGUGGUGCGUUCAUGCCGAUCACGGUCGGCACGACCACGGUGCUUCACGACGCGAGACCGAGUGAAUAAACCGCUAACGUUAUUAUCCACAA
Molecule: messenger RNA, 1654 nt
Organism: Lethenteron reissneri (Far Eastern brook lamprey)
Lineage: Eukaryota; Metazoa; Chordata; Hyperoartia; Petromyzontiformes; Petromyzontidae
Gene: PNO1
Product: partner of NOB1 homolog
Cellular component (GO): nucleus
Molecular function (GO): RNA binding
Source: RefSeq, a predicted model, not a curated record